Messenger RNA from Xyrichtys novacula (pearly razorfish), 3745 nucleotides. The record is from the annotation of a GenBank genome assembly. NCBI's taxonomy places the organism in Eukaryota, Metazoa, Chordata, Actinopteri, Labriformes, Labridae.
GAUUGGACGGGCUGAUAAUCCCCGGUGGGCCUCGUGCUCCUACUAACUUGCGAGCAGGGCAGAGCGCGAGUCACAAUCUGCCCAAGGCGAGGGAGGGCAAGAAACACGCGCAAGAGGAGAAAGCGACCGUGUGAAGGGGGGAACACAAACGCUCCGCGUCUCAGCGAGCGCAAUUAGACAAGUGCUGUUGAACGUGGGCUAUGUACGCAACAAGGGGGGAGCGCAGAGUACAGAGGAGGUGAAUGCAUGUAGAGGCUCAGCUUCAGACUCACAGCCUCCUUCUUCAAGAGUCACUGCGCUCACAGAGGAAACGAGUCAGAGGAGAGGGGAACUCCUAGAAAACAACGACUCUUGGAGAGAACUACUACGUGUGAGUUCCAUCAACAACAGAGAGGACAGAGAGGAAAAGACCGAAAAGUAGAGUUUCCCUGGAAGAGAAAAUGAAUGCCAGCGAAGAGAACCUGCUCAAGUCCAUCAGCAACGACGCGCUCCUCGACCUGACGCAGCGCUACGGCCAAUCAGCCUUCGGGUUCGGCGCUGGCCAUGGUGCUGGAAGUCCUGGCCGGUACCCGCUCACACCGGCGACCGACUUCCUCUCCGGGCAGACUACUAAGUCCAACGAGAGCGGCGGGGAGCACACGAGCGACGAUGAGGACGGUUUCGAUUCGCUAGAGUCCCGAAAGAGGGGGUCAUCGUUUGGGGACGACAAGCCCGGGGGGCCCCUCGCCAAAAAGUCCAAGGAGCAGCGCUCCCUGCGGCUCAGCAUCAACGCCCGGGAGAGGAGGAGGAUGCACGACCUGAACGACGCGCUGGACGGCCUUCGCUCGGUUAUCCCGUACGCCCACAGCCCCUCGGUGAGAAAACUCUCCAAAAUAGCCACUCUCCUCCUGGCCAAGAACUAUAUCCUCAUGCAGGCUCAGGCUCUGGAGGAGAUGAGGCGACUCGUGGCUUAUCUGAACCAGGGACAGACCAUAACCUCACCCAUCCCCACCGCCCUGGCGCCCUUUGGACAGGCUGCAGUCUACCCGUUCUCGGGCUCUGCGCUCGCCACCUGCGCCGAGAAGUGCAGCACCUACUCCGGGACACCGUCGACCCUCUUCAAACACUGUAACGACAAGCCUUGAUGCGGUUUCUUUCUCUUUCCUGAACUUUUGAACCUUUACUGCACCCCUGUCCAUCACUCUCUCUUUCUCUCUCUCUCUCUCUCUUUCUCUCUCUCUCCCACUCUAGUUCUUUUUAAAUCAUUCUGUGGAAAAUAAAACAAGUUUAGUCUGAUGCAUUAACUUUAAGUAAGGAUAAGUAAUUCAGCAGCAAUGUGUCCUCCAGUUGAAAAAAAAGUUACACAUAAAAGAAAAAGUGUAGGCCUUCUGAUAAGUCACUUUGUCGCUCGUGUACUUCACAGGCCAUGUUUGAAUAUUCACUUUUAGUAAUCAGCUUUCAUUUGUAAUCUAUGCAACAUUCAACAAUUCGAGGAGUAGAAAUGCCAAGUAUUGCGACCUAAUCUCGAUUUUCAGAUUAUUAUUCAUGGAAGCGAUUCCCUUUACUGACUGUACUGAUGCUGUGAGGGGGGAAGUAGGCUAUUAUGUUUGGCUGAGUUAUUUAGUUUAAUAAUUUGUCGAUUUGUUUAAAAAAAGAAAACGAUUUUGAAUUGUUUAUUUAAAUUUAAGUUGCUGCACAUCUCACAUGAUUGUAUUGUACAACUGUGGAAACUCCGGCUCUACUAACAGUUAUAUAACUUAACAGCCUAUACAUUGAAACACUGAAGAAGCGUUCUGGUUGUGUUGCAACAUGGAUUUCAUAUAUUGUUUAUAUGUCUUUAUAAUUAAAACACAUAUAUAUGCUUGGACCCGGUUUGCUUCAUUUCAACAAACACUGCAUAUAGCGCCAAACAUUACGCACACAUUUUACGCAUUUAAUGUUAUAACUUUAAGUGACGUGUAUGUUUCUAUUUGUUGUGAAAUUUAUCACGAAAGGAGAUUUAGAGACAUUUUGCUUUUAUUCUUUGAUUCUAUGUUGAGGUUAUUCCAAGAAAAGUGAAAGUUCAUAUCGAAAAAAAUAGUGCUUCAAAUUUAACCGGAUAUUUUUGGUGCUGCCGUCAAAUAAAGUAAAACCAUGUCUCUAAAUGCCUCCCACGAUGCUACAAUAAUUCCCAUCUCUCACCCACCAAAAAAAAAUGAGUUGGCAACUUAAUUUUCUUUGCAUGAGAAGCCCCUGUCAAGCAGAGCCGGCUCUGAACGUGCUCGCAGGGGCUGGUGGGGCCUGUUUGGCACGCAGCAGGGUCGGUGGCGCUGAGGGGAAGGGCGCAAGAGCCGCCCGGGGCACCCAGGACCUGUCUGUGGGGAUUUGGGUGAUUGCAGGCUUCCUUGGCGGGCUCUUAGAGUCUGGACAGCUAUUAACACGAUUUCAGCUUCUGUCUCCCUGCUCCACUUAAUUCAGAGAGCAUUGCAGGGACUGUUGUGUCUGCAGGUUUUGCUCUGUGAGCUGGUAGAUUUGGAAAAGGAGGAUUGUUUGAUGUGGUGUUAGGGAGGUGAUAUUUGUAUUCUUAAAAUAUCUGUAGUGCUUUGACUAUUUGUCUGAUGGUAGCCACCUUCACCUGGAAAUUGACAUUUUCUGGCUUUACAUCUAGACUUUGUGCAAAAUGAAUGAUCUUCACUGAUUCAAAACAAAUGCAGGAUUUUCUAUUUGUAAAUUUUAAGACGGGCCCUCAGGACAGUGAGAUACACAAACACCUGCACUCUUUUUAUGCAUUAAAUACCAGAAAAAGAGAUUAUUUUUAAAUAUGACCCACAUGUGUUGCUUUAACAAUUCUGUUAAACAUGUAUUUAACAUUUUAUUUAUCAAAAGCCAGUCCACAACAAAUAUAGUGAUCAACACCAUCUAUCUUUUUUAAACUCUAAAGAACAUGCUUAACUUAAAUAGUUAUUUGUAUGACAUCCAACAGGUGCUCUCGCUGUCUCUUCUAUAAAACAAACCCCUGCAGAUUAUACAUUGACAUCAGACCGGUCUAUUUCUGCCAGCCACAGAGUGACUAAGUAAUCCACCACAGUCUCUCUCUCUCACAAUUUAGCUUCUUGUCACAACAACAGGCCACCCAUGGCAUCGGAAAUUGGCCCUCUGAUGACACAUGUCUUGUCUGAGGUCCCACGAGACGUUGAGGGCAGGAAGGAUGAAAUGUGACAAAUGCAGCCGAUGAUGUGAGGACUUCAGGGCCCUGCACUCAAUCAGUCCCUGCACAGCCUAAUUGUCAUAAAUGAGACGGUUGCCUUUUUGCACGGACGGCUGGGUGGUCACUCUCCCUCUCCCUAUAGGCCUAUAAUGUUUAGCUGCUGGACUCUAUGUUUUUCUGUGUCACCUUAUUAUCUUAAUGGGCGUCAGCGUGCAUGGUGGCAGCGUGUCACUUUACAAAUAGACUUUAUCUUUAUAAUAAGACAUAUUUGUAAUUUGCUGGUCACAUGUUCAUGUCUCCAGCCUAUCAGCAGUGGAUCUUGUGAGUCUGAAACCACUCAUUAUCUUCUUCUAUCUCUGUAACAGAUAACUUUAAGGUGUGUAAAAUACAUUUCUACUGUGUUUUUCUCCUUUUAGAGUAAACAAUAUCCUCAAAUAACUGAUGUGUGUUAAUAUCUGUGAAACUUGUUGAUUUUUUUGAUGGUCUUCAAGUUAAAUAGGAAAUAAUGUUCUUGUUUUAAUUAAAAUAAAUACACAAUUUAUAUCAUUUUGGUGUUUUAAUAAACUAAAGUGAUCAGAA